UUAAGUGUGCAAGGUACACAUAUAAAAGCCCUAGUAUCUGACACUCAGGGAGGUGAAUCACGAUCAAGACAGUCAUGUUCUUGCUCAUCAGUUGUUUUGCCCUUGUGGCUUCUGCACUGGGGUGUGGAGUGCCUGCUAUCAAGCCCCAAGUGAGUGGAUACAACAAGAUUGUAAAUGGGGAGACUGCCGUGUCUGGAUCCUGGCCCUGGCAGGUUUCACUUCAGGACGGUUCAGGAUUCCACUUCUGUGGGGGAUCCCUGAUCAACCAGUACUGGGUCGUCACAGCUGCUCACUGCCGUGUGUCUCCUAGAAACCACCGUGUUAUCUUGGGAGAACAUGACCGUCAGUACAACAGUGAGCCAAUUCAGGUCAAGUCCAUUGCCAGGGCCAUCACUCACCCCUACUACAAUUCCCAGAACUUCAACAAUGACAUCACCCUUCUGAGACUGUCCUCCCCAGUGCAGAUGACAUCCCGUGUGUCCCCUGUGUGCCUGGCCUCCUCCAGCACCAGCAUCCCCUCUGGAACCAAAUGUGUCACCACUGGGUGGGGCAGGACAGGCCAAACCUCAAGCCCCCGCUUCCUCCAGCAGACUGCCCUGCCUCUGCUCAGCCCUGCUCAGUGCAAGCAGUACUGGGGUUAUAACAGAAUCACUGAUGCCAUGAUCUGUGCUGGUGCUUCUGGAGUGUCCUCCUGUCAGGGUGACUCUGGUGGCCCUCUGGUCUGUGAAAACAGUGGAGUGUGGUCCCUUGUGGGUAUUGUGUCAUGGGGUACCACUAACUGCAACGUGCGCGCCCCUGCCGUGUACGCCCGUGUGUCCUAUCUGCGCAGCUGGAUCGACCAGACUGUUGCUUCCAACUAACUUCAUCAUUCUGCUCCUCCCUGUGAUCAGUGUUUGACCUCUGUACAGCAUCAACAUUAGCUUACACAAGGGUGUUACUGCUGCCACUGACUUUAAAUGGUAGCAUCCACACAGUGAGCUGCUAUGUUUGGUGCAUUUAUGAGAAUAAAUAUUAAAAAGUAUAAAAUAUAACACUU
Molecule: messenger RNA, 1036 nt
Organism: Toxotes jaculatrix (banded archerfish)
Lineage: Eukaryota; Metazoa; Chordata; Actinopteri; Toxotidae
Product: chymotrypsin-like protease CTRL-1
Exons: 7
Coding region: 75-860 (261 amino acids)
Biological process (GO): proteolysis
Molecular function (GO): serine-type endopeptidase activity
Source: RefSeq, a predicted model, not a curated record